AUUUAUGUGCUAUUGAAUCUGAACAUACCCGCUGAAAUUGGGUCGGGUUUUAUCCUACCCGUGAUCUAGUUGCAGUUACUCCACGGCGGUACACUCUGCAUAGUGCGUGCGGAAGUUUGGAGGGCAGUUUUGUUUUCUCCGAAAUGCUCUACCGGAAAUUAACGCGGCGAGGGAUUCACGCCCUAACUCGUAGGCCUAAAUCGGUAAAUUCAGCACCAGCGCCGCCGUUACUGCCGCCGCCUCCGCUGUUCUCAACUCCUCCGGAUGUUCUCCUCGUCGGCAGAGUAAUUUCAGUUCUCAAACGCCACCACCCUUCCUGCCUCGACCCUCUAGCAUCCGAAUUUACUCCUCAGGCGGCUUCGUACUUGCUCCUCCAAUUACGGGAUAACCAAACCCUAAUUCUGAAAUUCCUGAAUUGGGCGCGCAAACUGCCCUUCUUCAGCAACCAUCUCCAAUGCCAUUGUCUCGCUAUUCACAUCCUCACUCGAAUAAAAAACUAUAAAGUGGCGCUAUCAGUGGCGGAGGAAGCUGCCGUACUAUUCCCCGACGAUGAGAACGAAGAUUCGGUCUUCGCAUGCCUGAAGGACACCUACCAGGCGUGUAACUCAAGUUCCGCUGUCUUUGAUUUGGUGGUAAAAGCUUUUGCUAAUUUGAAAAUGAUAGAUAGAUCUUUGAGAGUUAUUAAUCUAGCCAAGUCUCAUGGAUUCAUGCCUAGUGUAUUGUCGUACAAUUCUGUUCUAGAAGCCAUAAUCCGUAGUAAGGCUAGUGGAUAUGUUGAGUUAGCUACAAAUGUGUAUAAUGAUAUGUUAGAUAAUCAUGUCUCGCCGAAUGUUUUCACUUACAAUAUUAUGAUUAGGGGACAUUGUUCGGGUAAAGAAAUGGAUAGAGGUCUAGAUUUCUUGGAGGCAAUGGAGAGGAAAGGCUGUUUACCCAAUGUGGUUACCUAUAAUACAGUUAUAGAUGCCUAUUGCAAGACUGGGAAUGUUGAUAAGGCUUAUGCAAUGCUGAAAGUGAUGUGGGAGAAGAAUUUGGAGCCGAAUGUGAUUACUUACAAUGUGAUAAUAAAUGGUUUGUGUAGAGAAGGGAGGAUGGAGGAGACGAAGAAGGUUUUUGAGGAGGUGAAAGGGAGGGGUUUGAUUCCUGAUGAAAUAACUUACAACACAAUUAUCAACGGGUAUUGUAAAGAAGGGAAUUUUCAUCAAGCUCUUGUUUUGCAUGCGGAGAUGGUGAGGGAAGGUCUGUCUCCGAAUGUGGUGACUUACACUUCUUUGAUUAAUAGUAUGUGUCAAUCAAGGAACCUGCGUCGAGCUAUGGAGUUCUUUGAUCAGAUGCAGGUCAGAGGGCUGAGCCCAAAUGACAAAACUUAUACUACUUUGAUCGAUGGUUUCUCUCAGCAGGGGUUCACGGACGAAGCCUCUAGACUUCUAAAUGAAAUGAUGGAAAGGGGCUUUAGGCCGUCUAUUGUAACAUACAAUGCUUUGAUUAAUGGGUUUUGUGCAUCGGGUAGGAUUCAUGAAGCCUUGGAGAUGAUUAAAUAUAUGGCUACAAAAGUACAUCCAGAUGUUGUAAGUUACAGCACAAUCUUAUCUUGGUACUGUCGAAAUUUUGACAUGGACAAGGCAACCCAAGUGAAAGAUGAGAUGAUUGAGAAAGGAAUAUAUCCGGAUGCUAUUACUUAUUCGUCAUUGAUACAGGGUCUUUGUUGGCAAGGGAGGUUGGCCGAAGCUUGUAAAUUAUUUAGAAGUAUGCGGAAACUAGGAUUGCAGCCAGACAAGUGCACAUACACAUCUCUCAUCAAUGCUUAUUGCGCAGAAGACGACAUUGGAAGUGCUAUUCAGCUUCAUGGGGAGAUGAUAAAUAAGGGUUUCUUUCCUGAUGCUGUUACCUACAGUGUUCUAAUAAACGGUAUAAGCAAGCAGUCUCGGAGUAAGGAAGCAAAGCGACUUCUUUUCAAGUUGUUAUAUGACGAAUCAGUUCCUCGUGAAGUCACAUACGAUCUACUGAUAGAAAGCUGCAGCAAUAUUGACUUUCAGAAUGCGGCUUCCCUCGUAAAGGGAUUCUGCAUGAGGGGCUUGAUUAAUGAAGCAGAUCAAGUUUUCCACGCCAUGCUUCAGAAAAACCACAGGCCUAGUGAAGCAGUGUAUAGUAUACUAAUACACGGUCAUUGCAGAGUUGGGAAUGCACCAAAAGCCAUCGAUCUUUACAGGGAAAUGCUGCUUCAUGGAUUUGUCCCCCACGCGGCGACUGUUAUUGCUUUGGCUAAAGAACUUCACAAAGUGGGAAUGACAGACGAACUGUGGCGAAUACUGCAAGAUACAUUAAGAAGGUGUAGAAUCAUUGAUGGCAGCCCCGCUAAAGUCCUCGUGGAUGUGAAUUACAAAGAAGGGAACAUGGAUGCUGUGUUCAAUAUCCUCAAAGAGAUGGCCAAGGAUGGCCUUCUUCCGAAUGAAACAAGAAAUUUGUAGAAACAGGAACACAGUCGAACUUCGUGAUCCAAUAAGCAGAUUUCAAGAUUUUAUUAGAAAUCAACUAGAGCCAGCGCUUCGCAACAUUCUUUAAGCCCUUGUCUAGGCAGCAGCAAUAUAGCAUUUGGUACCUUCUUAUCU
Messenger RNA from Andrographis paniculata, 2606 nucleotides. RefSeq names its product pentatricopeptide repeat-containing protein At5g39710. Gene Ontology annotation, molecular function: protein binding. Bases 144 to 2465 code for a protein of 773 amino acids. The record is from RefSeq and is a predicted model, not a curated record. Lineage: Eukaryota; Viridiplantae; Streptophyta; Magnoliopsida; Lamiales; Acanthaceae. The transcript has a single exon.